Messenger RNA from Stylophora pistillata, 2492 nucleotides. RefSeq names its product neuronal acetylcholine receptor subunit alpha-7. Gene Ontology annotation, molecular function: acetylcholine-gated monoatomic cation-selective channel activity; transmembrane signaling receptor activity. Gene Ontology annotation, biological process: monoatomic ion transmembrane transport. The record is from RefSeq and is a predicted model, not a curated record. Gene Ontology annotation, cellular component: postsynaptic membrane. Lineage: Eukaryota; Metazoa; Cnidaria; Anthozoa; Scleractinia; Pocilloporidae.
AUGGCGGUAGGUAGGUGUUCAUCGGUAGCUCUGGCAAUUUUGUUCUUUACUGCUGUCCAUUUCGCGAUUACUCGCCAUGAUGGGACUCAAAAGUUUUAUAGUCACCUAUUGUACAAGAUAAAUGAUUUUGAAAAUGCCAAGGAACCCGGACUGAACUUUUGGACGCCUCUUUCUGGGCUGGCGGGGGAACGCUGUGGCAGCCAUUGUUGUCGCCUUCGCCUUCGCCUUCGCCUUCGCCCUCGCGGCAAAGGCUACUUCGCCUCUCGCAUUAACCGUUACACAAAUUCUACUUCAAGUUUUGAACUUGUAAGACUUGUCAUAAGCGGGUCCAUAAGCCCAAACCAAGGACCAGAUAAGACAUCUGUUUCCCCUAAACCUGACAAACGGAAUCGUCGCUGUCAGACCGAUCCUUUAUACAACAUCAACAUUGCACAUCUAGACAUCCGUUCUUUGAAGAACCACAAGCACUACAUACUUGCAAAAGAAGCUGUACGCGCAAAUAACAUAGAUAUUUUCGCCGUCAGCGAAACAUGGCUUGAUAGCACAGUCUCAGAUAUAGAAGUAGAAUUUCUCGGCUUUCAUCUUCAUCGACUCGACACAAGCAUCCAAACUGGUGCAGGUGUUUGUAUCUUUACAAAACAAUACUUCAAAGUGGAAUGCUUAUAUCAACUAUCUUACAUUGCUGCUUCUGGUCUGCACAUGUUGUGGGUGAAAAUCCAGAUCAGAAACUCGAGGUCUUUUUUAGUGUGCACUGUGUACAAGCCUCCAGACGCAAGCACCUUAUGCUUUGAUACAGACCAGCAAAACUCUCGUUCGGGCACUUUGAAUUCAUUAAACAAGCCAAUUUUCAUCCUAGGCGACCUGAACUGUUAUAUGCUGAAUGAGAAUGAUCUGGCUUGUCAAACUCUCACGAGCUUCUACUCUUCUUUCAACCUAUUACAACUGGUUGCACAGCCAACAAGAAUAACAGAAACUUCAGAAACUCUAAUUGAUGUCCUUGCCACAAACGGAAACCUUGUAAUCGAAACGAAGUGCUGCAAAUCCAGGACAUAUGUUGAUGACAAUCAACUUUACAUAACUUUUCCCGUUCAACAGCGCGAAAAUGUUGUGGAAGACAUGAACAAAGACCUCACUAAGAUCGGGAACUGGAUGUUCAGCAAAACAAGCGCUGACCACGAACGUCAGAGUGGAAUGGAUCAGUUUCAUACACAGAUAGUCAUCAACUCGACUGGUUGGAACAUGUGGCUGACCCCUGUGAUCCUCUACAGCUCUUGUAAGAUGGAUGUCAAGUAUUUCCCUUUCGAUGCCCAAGCUUGUGAUUUGAAAUUCGGCUCCUGGACAUAUGAUGGCUUUCGUAUGGAUAUGGUCCCAGAGGCACUCAUUGCAGACACAUCAAAGUUUGUCAGCAACGGCGAAUGGGAACUCAUCUCAUUUCCUGCAAAGAGGAAUGUCAUCUACUAUGUUUGUUGUCCAGAGCCCUACCCAGAUGUUACUUACACCCUGAGAAUACAAAGACUGGCUCUGUUUUACUACAUGAAUCUGAUGAUACCGUGCCUUCUGAUAACAGUGUUGACAGUCACGGCUUUCUACCUGCCCCCUGACUCUGGUGAACGUAUUACAUUGGUGAUUACAAACCUGUUAGCCAUGACUGUGUUUAUGUUGCUUGUGGCUGACAUCAUGCCGUCAACUUCAGAAGUGAUACCAGUGAUAUCAAUAUACUUUAGUGGUGCGAUAUUUGAGGUUUCCCUGGCUCUUCUUGCUACCUGCUUUAUCCUCAAAUGCCAUUUCCACGAUCCCGCUUCAUCCGACAUGCCAGUUUGGAUCCGACACAUUGUCUUGAAAUGGAUGGCACAAUUUCUCCGUGUUAAAGUCCCUCGCCAUAGAAAACAGGGUACACAAGAACUAGAUCAUGUGACUUUCCUGCACAGAAAUAAAACUCCAAAAGAGUACGGUGUGAAUAAUAAAACCAAGAUUGAGAACGCUUCCACACACAUAACUUCAUCCCCAGACCACACCCUGGCCACGCCUCCUAAAGAUAUUCAAUCACUCGUCAAACGGAUUUCUCAUUCAAAUCUCUUAAAUGGAAAUUAUAAAUCAGGAACCGGGCCGAGGGAACAAGAAUCCAUCUCGAAAAUGACCAUCACGCAGGUGGAGGACUGGUGCAUAGAAUCCAGCGAUGCGAGUCUGAGCAGCAACGAAUAUCAUGGACAGCGGCAUAACUCUGAGACGGGAACAGAUGGUGAGGUCAGAAAGUCCUUAAACGAUGGCGACAGGAGUACGGAAGAAAUACUGAAAAUGCAGGAAAAACUGUUGGAAUGUGUUCAAAUCCUGACGAAAGAAGUGGCCAAAAACGAAGAUAUGCAGGAAAAAAAAGAUGAAUGGAACACGGCGGUUGCUAUUUUGGAUCGUGCUUUUCGUAUGUUAUUUUUGUUAAUGUUCUUUCUGUCGACAUUAACAAUCUUUUACUUCUCCAUGGUUUAGAUAUAUCACUG